AUGGUUGUAAUUGGCUCUGAAGGAUGUGGAAAGACCAGCAUCCUGCGUCGCUUUGCUGGAGAUACUUUUUACGAAUAUAAGAAGAAUCCUGAUACUUGCACAUUUUCAACAAUGAUGUACUUUGAAGUACACAAUCAUACAAUAGAGGUGUACACAAAUAUAACUGAAUUAUUAAUGAUAAAAUGUAACACAACUUUACAGUCAGCUAAUGGGUACAUCUUGGUUUAUGAAUAUGGUAACGAAGAAAGUUUCAAAUAUAUGUGGGAUAAAAUGAUUGAAUUAAAAAAGAGAAGAAAAGAGAAUGUGAUAAUUUUAUGCAACAAAUUUGAUCAAUAUAAUACAUGGGACUCACCAAAAAUAAAUGGAGGUUUAGACACCAGUAUUGUUUUAGACUACAGACACUAUUUUAUAUCUGCGAAAACGAAUAGAAAUAUUGCAAAAGCAUUUAGUGAUUUAGCUCAAAAGAUUAUAUCAGGGUUCUAG
Messenger RNA from Hydractinia symbiolongicarpus, 483 nucleotides. Its product is annotated as ras-related protein Rab-12-like. The transcript has 2 exons. Gene Ontology annotation, molecular function: GTPase activity; GTP binding. The coding region runs from base 1 to 483 and encodes 160 amino acids. The record is from RefSeq and is a predicted model, not a curated record. Lineage: Eukaryota; Metazoa; Cnidaria; Hydrozoa; Anthoathecata; Hydractiniidae.